AUGUCCGACGUCCCACCAACCGAGUCCAUUCCCAAACCAGAGGAACCUAAAUCACCAGCCCCUGCACCUCAGUUCCAGCAAGUACCUCCGAAUUACUACCAAUUUCCACCUCAAGGUUACUACCCACCCCAGCAAUUCCAAUUCCAAUCUCAGCCUAUGCCUUACUUCCCCAACCCUUGGUUGUUCCAGCAAGCUCCACCCCAGCAAUUCCAAUCUCAAUCCAAAUCGAAGAGAGACCAAGAGUUCGAAGAAGGUCUGAACCGUUUACGCAAAGAUUAUGCUACAGCUCCAAUUGAGAGAAAGUUGUUCCCGGACCAAAAAUAUAAUUUAGGUGAAGAGGUGAGAUCUAACACGUUUUCUAACACGUUUUCUCACCCUCAUGAAUUUUCAUGA
This is a messenger RNA of Trichomonas vaginalis G3, 393 nucleotides long. RefSeq lists its product as uncharacterized. The transcript has a single exon. Lineage: Eukaryota; Parabasalia; Trichomonadida; Trichomonadidae. The record is from RefSeq and is a predicted model, not a curated record. The coding region runs from base 1 to 393 and encodes 130 amino acids.